AUGCCCUUUCUCCCCAGCCCUGUACAUUUCACAACCUUCCGUCAGUAUCUUGGACCAGACAAAAAAUGGUUGUCCGUGGACACCUGGAUUGACCAUCCUCAUAACUCUGUGGCGAUCAGUCCCGAUAGCUCCAACUACAAGAAUGUUUCCUUACCUAUACAACCUGUUCCCCGGCCGCCUGAUGAUCCGGAGCUUCUGACUCUGGAAGAACUAAACGAAUUGGUGUCAACCACGGAAGGGUUCUUUGCAAGAGAUUGGAGUUUGAACCUGGGCUGGAAUAAUAUGCGGUAUAUCAUUGACUCAGCAUUACUCCAAGCAAAGCUUCUUCACCGGACGCUCAUUCUUCCCUCGUUCAUCUAUGCACGUGGCUGCGAGUACGAUAUGGAAGUAUUGAGAAGCAAUGAGUGGCUCGGUCUUUCCAUUGACCAGCAGAUGGCCUGGGUUCUACCCAUAAAUCUUAUGAUCAAUAUCACUCAUCUUCGUCAGUCGCACCCAGUCAUUACUGUAUCUGAUUACCUUCGCCUGCACGGUCACGAAAGCGACGCCGAAGCUUCCGACGGUCAAUGGCAGAGAGUAUCCUACCAUUUGACAGAAAAUGUGCUCACGGACAAGAUUCCGCAGCUGUAUGUCAUCGAAAAUGAGUGGUAUGACCCACCAGAAACCGUGAGGGUUGAUGACGUGAUCGAGCGAAACGAUGAAGAGGAAGGAGGGGUAUAUAGGACACUGAAGGACGCCCUCUCUGACAAUCAGGUACUUCUAGAUUGGGGUAAAGCACAAGAGCUGCUGGGCAUAUCUAGUGACGAAGAUCUCGAGAGGGUUGUCGUUGACAACGGAUGGGAAGUGGUAUAUACUUUCAAGCCCCUAUUGGGGAUGGAAUACAGCAAAGCAGUAGUGGAUCCGAUACGACAGAUUGCGCCUCGAAAGGCGUUACGCGGAUUCAAGAAUGAUUUUGAAGGUCGCAAAGAAGAAGUUGUGCUACUUGCUGGAGAGGUACAUUACAGACGGAACCCUGGCUCCAUGCGAUUUACAACGCGUGCUGCUUUAGAUGGAUUCGUUGGUUUGGUGCUGGACGACGUCCGCAGGAUCGACGCUGUUUCAGCUCUUGCGGAUGCAAUGGUCGAGCGCAUGUAUACAUUGACAGAAGGGAGACUCUGGAUGGCGGCGCAUAUGCGACGUGGUGACUUUGUGAGGUAUAACUGGGUAAUGGAGAAGACCCCUGAAGAGCAUAUAACCAGGGUCAAGAACCAUAUGAAGAAAGGCAGAAACUUCAUUGGAGCACUGAGAAGAGGGGAAGAGACUUUAAGGACUAGCGAUAUUCCAGCAUCGCUACAAACUAGACCAGACAUAGACAUUCUGAAGAAAAAGGCGCCAUUACCAGGAGACUGGUACCGGGACAGAAAGGUCUUGGAGGGAUUCCGUGAUGAAGGCGCAGUCUUCAUGGAUGAUCUGCUCACCAUCCCGGAUCGUCGCGGCGAGCUAUCGUGGGCACUGAUGCUUACUGAUUUUCGUGGCUUGGUGGAGCAAGUCGUUUUAUCGCGCGCUGCGUUCUUUUACGGGCACGCGAUGAGUUCAGUUGCUGGUGGUGUGAUGAAUCUACGAGCCAUGAGGGGGAUGGAUCCCCGCACUGCAGACGUGGACUGA
Molecule: messenger RNA, 1641 nt
Organism: Guyanagaster necrorhizus
Lineage: Eukaryota; Fungi; Basidiomycota; Agaricomycetes; Agaricales; Physalacriaceae
Exons: 8
Coding region: 1-1641 (546 amino acids)
Source: RefSeq, a predicted model, not a curated record